Symphalangus syndactylus (siamang) is the source of this 3514-nucleotide messenger RNA. RefSeq lists its product as uncharacterized. The record is from RefSeq and is a predicted model, not a curated record. NCBI's taxonomy places the organism in Eukaryota, Metazoa, Chordata, Mammalia, Primates, Hylobatidae.
AGCCUGAGCAGUGCAGCCACCUACUGCCCCGGGGGCCUCACCUCAGAGAAGUGCAGCGGGAAGGAGGCUGGAGGUGGUGCGGCGCUGCCUCGGGUGUCUGCAUGAAUGAGCGUGGCCAAGGACCAGUGCCGCCUCAUGGCAAAGAGCUCCCACAAUGUUCGUUAGAGUGCACAUCCCUACAUGCCCACUGGCACACACACGUGCUCACAUACAUGCCCACAUACAGGCAUGCACAUGCACGCUUGCACACAUGCACACAUGUGCACAGACCACACGUGUAGAGACCAUGCACAGUAUACGUACGUGCGUACACAUGCCUGCAUACAGGUAUGCACAUGCACGCUUACAUGCAUACAUUCAUAGAUCACACGUGUACACAUGUAUAGCUCACACACAGUAUACACAUACACAAGUGCACAGACCACACAGCACUAACACAUGCACACACAAAGUGCAUAGGCCACACACAGCACAUGCACACGGGUGCACAGACCACACGGCACACACAAGUGCACAGACCACGCACAGUCCACGUGCACACACAAGUGCACAGACCACAUUGCACACAUGCACACACACACGUGUGCGUGCACACUCCUCACACUUCCAGCCUUGGAGCCCUUCUGUCUCUGGUCUUUCUCUUUGAUCCUGCUGGGUUUAAGCUGCCUGGGGAGGGGCUACAAGGAGUAAUUGUGGCUUUAGGGGUCGUGGUGAUGCUGGAAUGUCAAGCCCCGUGGUGGGGUAUCCGACUGUCCGGGCUCCUGGUCCGCAGUGGCAGAGCGCCAGGAAGAACCAGGAUCUCGUGCUGCCCUUUCCCCCCACAAUCAGGGUCUCGUGCUGCCCUUCCCCCCCACAGCCUGGCAGCCAUCCAGAGGAGGGGCUCUGCCAGAUGCCAAGGUGCCCUGGCGUCCGUAUGGGUGUCUGCAUGGGUCCUGUGUUUGGUCUGCCCUGGAGGUGCUGGGCCCUCCUGGGAUGGGUGGUUCAGCCUCGAGUCCCAGCCAGCCCAGGCAGGUGCUGCUGCCUGUUGUGGUUUCCUGGCCCAGCUUCUCCUUCUCCCUCUGCGUAAAAUCGCAGUCCAUGAGUCUUCCAGCCGCCACCACGGCUGGGACACGCUGGGGGAGGGCCCCUCCCACGCCUCCCGUACACAGCCGUCUGAGCAGGGCAGAUGCCCGACAUCCCCCACUGGAGGACACGCUGCCCCUCAGCGAUGCCCCUACCUUUUGGGGGGCCUCGUCUCAAGCCCCCACUUGGAGGCUGAAAUCACCCCAGGCACUGUGAGGGCUUCUGCAUGGGGCACCCUUUGUGCUGUGGGUCUGAUCACCCCAAGUCCUGCGCAGAGGAGAGGCACAGCCAGGGCAUGUGGUUUAAUGUUUGCCCCCUUCGGGGCUGAAUGUCUCAGUGUUUCUAGAUUCCAGACCCUGCUGCCGGAGAGACCUGCGGCCGGAGAGAAGGGGAGGAGGACUCCAGCUGGGCUCGGUCCCCCACAGUCAGGGACCCCCAUAAAGGACACCCCCUUCUCUCUAGAAAGAGCUGGGCUCUGAGCUAUUUCUAGUCGCUUCCCAGAAGCCGAGGAGCCGAAGGAGCUGUGAGAGCUUUGCAGAAGCGCCCUUGUUUCUGCUGACCUGAGCUAUGAAUGCCGUACAGAGCAGAGGCUGGGGCAUUGGCAAGAUCACAGGUCGACACUGCACAGCCCCAUUGACACAAACCCUCAAAGCAGAUGUGAGAGGGACGGUUCACAAGGCUUGGACCUGGUGGAGGGUGCCCGGCAGACGUGGUGUGAGAGGGACGGUUCACAGGGCUUGGACCUGCCAUGGAGGGUGCCCGGCAGACGUGGUGUGAGAGGGACAGCUCAGGAGGCUUGGACCUGCCGUGGAGGGUGCCUGGCAGGGGGCUGAGCUCUGAGGGGUGGGCGCUCAGUGCACGGGUGCCCCCAGUGUCCUCUGACCCUGUCCAGUGCCUCCCCCAACCCCCACACCCAUGCAAAACUCCCAGGCCACAUGUAUGUAUGUCCAGGGCAUGAGGGUGGGGUGAAGAGGCCUGGUUAGGGCCUUUAGGGGCUGCAGGACGGAAUGGCCACCUGGGGAGCCUGUGUGGCUGUGCCAGGCGAGCCGUCCUGUGUUCCCACCCAGUGGGCAGGCUCCACCUUGGCCCCAGCAAAGCGCUAAGGAGCCAGAGAGACAGCCAGGGCGGCUUCCUGAAGGAUGUGGGAUGGUGGACUCCUAGGUUGAGGGAAUACCGAGGUUCCCGUCCCUCCGGGAGACCUAGAGAAGCUGCACACCCAGGAGCUUUCCAUGACCCCAGGAGCAUGAGUGAAUGGGGGUUCCAGUUUGCUGAACUUUGCUGUCUUGUAAGGGUGGGGGCUGACGGCUGACCCUGGGAGAAGGUGACAUCGCAGGGGGAGGUUGUGGGAAACGGUGGAGGAGGAGAGACGGGAGGGCACCAUUUGGGUUGGCGGGGCCUCUUCAAAGUUUUAAAAGGCAUUUGUGGGGUGGGGUUGAGUGUGCUCUGGGCUUGGACACUUGCCGUGGUGCCCCUGGCUGGCCGAGGAGACUGGCUCUGGCCAGUGGCCCCGUCCUGAGAGGUCCUCAGCAUCUGACUCUUGGCCAGGUGCCAGCAAGGAGGGGCCUGUCCCCGGGGCUGCCAGGCAGGCACGUGCACAUCGCCACACGCCAACUUCGCCUGGGUUUCACAAAGUCGUUGCCUUAAUGCAUGUGGACAGGAAUUCCCUGAGGUCACCCCAUGUCCCCUGGCUCUGCCAGGUAUGGACACCCUGGACCCUGCCUCCAGGUGGGGCGGGCGAGGGGCCCAAGGGACGGGCUCCAGAGACACGCACAGGGCAGGAGGGGUCUCACAGAGGGGUCUCUCACUGAGGCGCCCAGAGCUGGCGGUCCCGCUGGAUGCCAUCCCUCUACCUGGGAUCCACACGGCCCAGGCGAGCCCACCAUGCCCGCGCCCCACACCAUUGCAGUCUGCCAUCCUCUGGCCAUGACGGUGGCCCACGCGCGCCCGUCAUGUCCGCGCCCCACACCAUUGCAGUCUGCCAUCCUCUGGCCGUGACGGUGGCUGCAGCUUCCCCAUUUGCGCCGUUGCCUCUGGCUGUCUGCACUUUUGUUCAUGCUCCAAAGAAUAUUUCAUAAUGCCUUCAGUACCGACGUACACUUCUGACCAUUUUGUAUGUGUCCUUGUGCCGUAGUGACCAGGCCUUUUUUUUGGUGGAUGUGUUACCCCGCACACUUCAAUCUCAACUUUGUGCACCGUCCGUUUUCUAGGGAUAGACGCCCAGGGAAUGAACUCUAGUUUUCUAACAGAAUAGCCGAGAUAUUAACUUACUCACACGGACAGGUUGAUGCCAGAGCCACAAGAUGUGCUAGUGCGGGUUUGCGGGGGACUUCAGGUGUGGGGUCCUGUGGCCGGGAUGGCCGUGGAAGGUUCUGGGGAUCCCUGCUGCCACGGGGACGAGUUCGGACGCCAGGUGGACCUGUGCACUCAGUAAAACGCAGUGAUUCAACCUGGA